AUGAAUGAAGGAGUCGAUCAAGGCAAGAGGUUGGAUUCAAUGCCUAGUCUUCUAUCCUUGCUCUUUUCCCAGGGUACAUCCUCCCCUAAUCUUGAGUGUUCAACCAUAGGCUCGGCACAAGAGGAAUCAUUCUUCGACUCAGUUCGCCAUCAGCUUGCAAACCGCAGGUGGGUGCGAACUACUAGAGGCCCAUCUAGGAGGUUAGUCAAAAUAAAAAACCUAGAACGCCUUGGUGAAUCAGACCCAGAGAUCAUGGCCAACAAUGUUGGUCACCAAGGCAAUAGGAACCCUCUCAGUGAUGGGGACAAUGAAGAGUCCACUGGUUCUAACCCCCAAUUGAACCCUUUAGCCCCGACAAAUUAG
This is a messenger RNA of Ilex paraguariensis (yerba mate), 363 nucleotides long. The record is from the annotation of a GenBank genome assembly. NCBI's taxonomy places the organism in Eukaryota, Viridiplantae, Streptophyta, Magnoliopsida, Aquifoliales, Aquifoliaceae.